AUGCAAACACUCCCUAUUGAAAUUCUCACUGAACACAUCUUUACUCUGAUAAUUGAUUUCAAUGAUCAAAAAUUCGGAGAGCAAAUUUCCAACCUGUGUCUCGUGUGUUCGGAAUGGGCAAAUUGUUUCUACAAUAUUUCAUCAUCAUCAUCAGCAGAGAAUGGUGAAUUAUUUUGGAGAGUCAAGCUUGACUCAUUAAAUAAUAAUAAUUUAAAUAAUAAUAAUUUAAAUAAUCAUGAUGAUGAUGAUAAUUUAAAAUUAUUGAAAAAUAAGAGAGAUUUCAAUUUUAGAGAAUUAUUCAUCCUACAAACAAUUCCAAUCUUGGAUUUUCCAUCAAAUGAACGGGUAUCAUUUACUGGACCUGUGGGAACUGAUCAGUUAUUCUAUUCUGGAAAUUUCCAAAGUUGUAGAAUUUUGAAUGAGAAUUCUCAAGGGCUAUUGGCUCUCCAUAAAAGGAUAAUGACGAAUUGUUUACAAAUUCUGCAUGAUGGAAAGGGGAAACACUUAUCAGAUUCAUCUUAUUCGUUAACAUUUCUAAGAAAUUGCAAAAUUAAUGCAUUUUCAUUGGUUGGUCAGAUUGUAGAUUGGAGGAGUGAAUUUGAAUUUGAAUAUGGAAGAAUUUAUAAUGAGAGAGUGGCGAAACCCUACUCUGAAUUCAUUGUUAAUUGGGAUGUAAGAGCAGUUCCAGGAGAUUUCAUAGUCUCUACGACGGGUGAUUUGAUUGAACGAUUGAAGAAUGCAGUGCAAUGUGUGGAAACUAGGAAUGAAAAGGUGGAUGAGUACUAUUAUUUUGUCAUGAGGAAAGCUCUUUAUGAAACCUUACUGAAUAGAAAUGUGCAAUUGGUAAAGAUAAAUGAUAUGACUCGAUUGGAUGAUGAAGAGGAUGAAUAUGAAAUGAAUGCUCCACAAGAGCAAUUUCAAAUACCAUUCCCAAAAAACUUUGAUGAAUUGGAAUCAUUUCUUCAGGAUAAUUCAGUUUUAAUAUUAAGCAAUCCUUUGUGCAUAACAUAUCCAUGCUCUUGUGAUGUUUUUACAUUCAUGAUAUUUUCCAAAGUUCAGAAAGGACAUGCAAUUUUCCUGAAUAUUGAAAGUACUUCAUAA
Naegleria gruberi is the source of this 1101-nucleotide messenger RNA. RefSeq lists its product as uncharacterized. The coding region runs from base 1 to 1101 and encodes 366 amino acids. The record is from RefSeq and is a predicted model, not a curated record. NCBI's taxonomy places the organism in Eukaryota, Heterolobosea, Eutetramitea, Acrasida, Naegleriidae. The transcript has a single exon.